AUGUCUACGAACCAACACAGCCCGGAAUACGAAGGGGAGUCCUUUGAUGAUGCCCUUGAAACCGCUGAAAUCCAGGAGAACCUCCAUGUUACCAUCCCCAAAUCUACCUCCACCCGAUCUUUGACCGAUAGCCCUCCUAUCGGCUCCUAUAAAUCUCCGGAUUCAACGGAGAAACAUCCGCUCCCUUCUGAAUCGCAGGACGAGAAGAAGCACGAGACCGCCGACGAACAGGAUAAGGAUGGCGAGGAACAGGGACAGUCCAACAAGAAGAAGAACAAAAAGAAGAAUAAGAAGAAGGGGAAUAAGAAGGACGAUGGAUUUGAUACCAACGACGAAACCAACUACGACACAACUGAAGAGGUGAAUACCGCGACCGACAGGCUCACAGAGGGUGACCACCCGGAGCCAGCGCCCGAGGUUACGCAAAACGAGGCAAAUCCUAACGAGGCAAAUCCUCCCGUGGACCAACAUGACAACAGCGCACCGCCAAAAUCCCCUCUGCUCACAUCCCACCGAUUGUCAGCAGCAUCAUCGCUCGACGAGGUGAACCUGAUGAAUCCCAGCCAAGAGGGACCGACAGACAAGACACCAGGCCCCACGGAGAAAAUGGAACCGCCUCCAUUGCCUCCGAAAGAUGAAUCAGCUCCAGCAAGCUCUGGGUUGAUGGGGCUGUCGGGUAGCCUGCCCACGCUGCCAUGGGGAGCACCUCCGGUAAACAAGAAUCCUCCCCCUGUGCCUCCACCACCCCCUACCCGAAAGGCCAGUGGACCAUUUGCAUGGUUCUCUCGAAGCUCAACUUCCACCGCCAAAGACGUCAAACCUCCCUCCCUCUCCGAUAGCCGUCGCAACACCGCCACCUCGGUAUCCACUCUCGCCAGCAACUUGAGCCAAGCUCGCGAUGGCGACGAUAUCCCAAGCAUUGGCUCCAAGAAGCCGAGACGUAACAGCUUGAAGGAUCAAUUCAAGAUGCUGCGGUUGCGUGAGGAGAGUCAGGUGCCAGAGGCUGAUCAGACGAGUGCCCGAUCUGGCCGUGCUAGCAUCAGCCAGGCCGGAGUUAGCCCCCCGAUUAUCCCCGAGGAAGGAGAGGGUGGCAUUCUGGCCAUACCGACAGUCUCAUCACCGCCGUUGACUCACCCUGGCGCAAGAACUGACUCAGUGACCGAUGCAUCCACCCCGGUGGACUGGGAGAUGUGGCAACAGCUCGUGAACAAUGGCCCACAAGCCUUGGCAAGCUCGGAAGAGCUCAACGCCGCAAUCAAACGCGGUAUUCCACAAACUAUACGAGGAGUUAUCUGGCAGAUCUUGGCAGAUUGCCAGACUGCUGAGCUGGAGGAUACGUAUCGCGAGCUUGUGGCGCGUGGUACUGGACACGACAAGGAUGGACGAGCAGUGAAUGGCACCGAAACCACGUCUUCGCGCUCUUCUGUCCGCUCUCACCACUCGGAAUCUGUCUCACGAUCGCGGAGUCAGACUCCUAGCCCAUCCCACGAGGGCGAUGGCGAUAAGCUGACGAAGGAACAUGCCUUCAACGAAGCCGAACGCGCGAAAAAAGCAAAAAGUGAUGCGGUGGCGCUGUCAAAGUUAGAGAAGGUUAUCAGGCGAGAUCUGGGUGCCCGCACAAGUUACGCGAAGUACUUUGUUUCCCAAGGGAGCCAGGAAGGCCUCUUUGGGUUGUGUAAGGCAUACGCACUGUACGAUGAGGGUGUUGGAUACGCGCAAGGCAUGAAUUUCAUUGCCAUGCCCUUGCUGUUUAACAUGGACGAAGUGGAUGCAUUUGCCAUGCUCGUCAAACUGAUGAACAAGUACUCGCUACGAGACAUGUUCAUUCAGGACAUGCCUGGUCUUCACCGCAGCCUAUACCAAUACGAGCGACUACUAGAAGAUCUUGAACCCGCUCUCUACUGCCAUCUCCGCCGGCGUGGUGUCCCUCCCCAACUCUACGCCACCCAAUGGUUCUUGACACUGUUUGCCUACCGCUUCCCGCUGCAGCUGGUGCUGCGCAUCUAUGAUUUGAUCUUCGAAGAGGGAUUGGAAACUACCAUUCUCAAGUUCGGUGUUGCGAUCAUGCGACGGAAUGCAGAUGCCCUUCUCGCAAUGAAGGAUAUGAGUGUUCUCACCACCUUCUUGAAAGAACGCCUUUUCGAUGCCUACAUCGACAAGCAGCCAUCCACCUCAUCAAUCCUAGAAUCAGGCUUUUUCGGCAGCUCCGGUGCCGCCGAUAAGGAGGUCUACCGGUCUGACAUCUUGGUGCAGGAUGCCUGCGCCAUCCCUCUCACCUCCGAGAUGCUUGCCACCUACACCGCCGAAUGGGAAGAGAAGACCCGCACCGAGAAGGAGCGCGAAGCCGAACUAGACCAUCUGCGACAAACGGUUGCCAUCCAAGGUGCACGGGUCCGACUUCUUGAAGAACGCGCCGAGGCAUCAGAUAAGGAGCAUGUGCAGCUAGCUUCUGAGCUCGUGCACGUCAAGGUAGAGAACGAGGAACUGCGCGAUCUCAACGACGCGAUGAAGCUCCAAGUCUCCGAACUUAAGAACGUGGUCGACAAGCAACCCGCCGAAGUAGAAGAGAAGCUUCGGUUGGAGAUGGAGCGCAUCAUGAAGCGAAACAUUGAAGUGCAAAACGAGAACCGUGCGAUGGAGGAAUCGAUGUGCGAUAUGGAGAAAGAGUUGGUUGCUACGAAAAUGAAGUGGGCAGAGCUUUCCGAGAACCAUGAGAACCUGCGCCAAAAAUGGAGCGAUCUUCGUCGUGCUCUCGACUAA
Penicillium soppii is the source of this 2760-nucleotide messenger RNA. RefSeq names its product putative GTPase activating protein (Gyp5). The transcript is spliced from 4 exons. The record is from RefSeq and is a predicted model, not a curated record. Bases 1 to 2760 code for a protein of 919 amino acids. NCBI's taxonomy places the organism in Eukaryota, Fungi, Ascomycota, Eurotiomycetes, Eurotiales, Aspergillaceae.